This is a messenger RNA of Micropterus salmoides (largemouth bass), 1444 nucleotides long. RefSeq names its product ladderlectin-like. The record is from RefSeq and is a predicted model, not a curated record. Lineage: Eukaryota; Metazoa; Chordata; Actinopteri; Centrarchiformes; Centrarchidae. The transcript is spliced from 9 exons. The coding region runs from base 213 to 800 and encodes 195 amino acids. Gene Ontology annotation, molecular function: signaling receptor activity.
GACAGCGGACCAGUUUGAAAUAUUGCAGUGGGUAAUGCAACAGUCAGGAGCAGCAGACACAGUGAGCUGUUUGAUAAAGAGCUGCAGACGACAGACUGCAUCCUUCCACCUCCUCAGACAGGACGACUGAAGCUACAGACGCUGAGAAGGAAGAAGAGAAGAUCGUUCUGCAGCAGGUAAUCAUCAUCUUCAACAUCUGCAUCAUCUCCACCAUGAAGACGCUGACUCUGUCUGCACUUCUUUGUGCCAUGAUGGCUCUGACCAGAGCUGCUGCUCUUCCAGACGCAGAGGAUGGACCUGGGACAGAGGGAACUGUUGUCCAAGCUCUUCCAGACGCAGAGGCCGGAAACUGGACCAACUCGCUCACUCUAACAGGAGAGAGUCGUGUUGUCAUAAAUUCCACGUCUUGUCCCGAGGGUUGGACUGCUUUCAACAGUCGCUGUUUCCUCUACGUUCCACGAUCCCUGAGUUGGGCUGUGGCUGAGAAAAACUGUAUGUCCAUGGGUGGACACCUUGCAUCUGUACACAACAUCGAGGAGUACCAUCAGAUUCAGACGAUGAUCUUGAGCGCCACUCAUUAUCAAAGAGAAGCAUGGAUUGGAGGGUCUGAUGCACAACAGAACCAAUGUUGGUUCUGGAGUGACGGUACUCUUUAUGACUUCACCAACUGGUGUCCUGGAGAGCCUAGUAACGGUAGAGGUCAUCAGAACUGUCUGCAAAUGAAUUAUUCAGAUCAGAAGUGCUGGGAUGACACUUGGUGUGAUGUUCACCUCCCGUAUGUCUGUGCCAGAAACGUCUGAUAAAAGCGUGGAUAACGUGUCAAAAGCACAGACACUGAUCAAUUUCUGUUUGUGUGUCUGCGAGCAAACUUGUCUGUCUUUACGCCACGAGUCUCAUAUUUGACCUGAAGGCUCUAUAUCUCAUUUCACAUCUUUAUUUCUUCUCUAUCGCUGUAACGCUACUUAAGGAACGAAGUCACAAGUGACAUAAACAGCAGCUGGAUUGUCUCUGUCUCUUAAAUACGAGCAGACUGAAUGUGUAAUGAAAAGUAAGCUUUUAGCACAACUUUAUUCUGCAGAGUGAACUGUUUUUUCUUCUCUUACGCAAAAUUAAAAGUCUCAAGAAGCAUUGAAACAAGCUGGUCUGUGUUAUAUCUCCUGUUUGUACGGGUACAAUAAAUAGACAGGUAUAUGAAAUAGAUCUCAAAGAGCUUCAGCUAUAAUACUGUUAAAUAAUACUGUUCAUUAUAAUUGUUGGGGCACCUAGUGAAAAUGUCCAUCCAAUAAAACCUAAUGAGAGAUGGUACAAGAGGGAUGUGAUCCAAACCUGUAAUGAAUCUUGAUAUUAAAAGUUUCUGAAAGUGUCUGACAGCAUUUGGUUCAGUUCAAACCUCCUGAUAUGUUCUGGACAAAUAAAAUAAAUAAAUAUGGUAUCUUUCAUCUAA